UACUGGUUUGAUUAUUGAUUUUCCGGUCAGUAAAACGCACAAGAACCAACUAAAUUCUGCACUUGAUGCAUUUAUUGUGAAUGUAGAAUCAAAUGUGUGAGAAUUAUUGUGGAUAGACGAAAUGUAUCGUGUGGGUGGACAGUAAUUUCGUCUGUGAGCACAUGAUAUUGGGCCGGUUGUUUAAUGUCGUAGAUGACAGAUAAACGUCAAGCAUUCAGGAAUGGAAAACGAACAUGUUAAGAGACUUUUACUGCCCGACGAGGAGACCCUUUUAGAACAAAUCGUAAGGUAUGGCCUUUAUGUCGGUGCAGUCUUCCAAGUUAUCUGUAUUUUAACAGUGGCUAUUUAUCAUAAUUGGCCUGGCGAUGGCUUCUCCUCACUCAAGGACGAUGGAACGAGCGAUGUUGACUGCUCCGAGAACAGUCCACAGGUCACCCCGAGGAAGCCCCAUCGUAGCCGCAGACAGGAGAAGAAGAAGAGACGUUGAAAUAUAUCAUCCCCACAUAAAUUAAGGGGAAUUAUUGAGAUAAUUAAUGUACUUUAUCGUCGAAUUAUUUCAUUGCUUCACUUCAACAUUUUUGUAUUCAUAUGAAUAAUCAUGAGAGCUGGGGGAUCUAUCGACUUUAUCAACGAAUCAAUUUUUAUGUAUUGUAUUGACUGAUUUUAUUGACAAUAGACGUUAGAGCGUAAAAGAUGUGAUGAAAAUCAA
This is a messenger RNA of Diachasmimorpha longicaudata, 709 nucleotides long. RefSeq names its product protein anon-73B1. The transcript is spliced from 2 exons. The record is from RefSeq and is a predicted model, not a curated record. The coding region runs from base 221 to 487 and encodes 88 amino acids. Gene Ontology annotation, cellular component: membrane. Lineage: Eukaryota; Metazoa; Arthropoda; Insecta; Hymenoptera; Braconidae.